AUGGCUUUUCCACACUUGUUUUUUCUCUUGCUUUGCUGCAUGUUGUUCUGUCAGGGAUAUGCUCGUCCUUCUCGUGCCAGGAAAGCAGCUCCAGCUCGACAGACAGAGGACGAUUUGAGGGCACAAAUGAAUAAACUAUGGCAGGAGGUGAACUCCUUGAAGGAAAUGCAAGCAUUGCAAACAGUUUGUCUUCGUGGCAUUAAAGCUAACAGGAAAUGUUACCUGGCUAUUGAAGAGCCCAAGCAUUAUCAUGAAGCUAAUGAGGACUGCAUUGCUCAAGGAGGAACCCUAGCCACACCACGCAACCUGAAGGAGAACAACGACCUACGAGACUAUGCCAAAGACAGCUCGCCUGGGAGCAAAGACUUUUGGAUAGGUGUGACUGACAUUGUAAAAGAGGGUCAAUACAUUGAUGUAAAUAGCAUUGCUAUCACUUACUUUAACUGGGAUCGUGCCAGGAAAGAGCCAACUGGAGGAAAACGAGAGAGCUGUGUUGUGCUUUCGCUCUCAGCACAGGGCAAGUGGUACGAUGAGGUCUGUCGCACCCCAAAGAAAUACAUCUGUGAAUACCUCAUUCCUUAA
This is a messenger RNA of Trichomycterus rosablanca, 582 nucleotides long. It is a transcript of the gene clec3a, whose product is annotated as C-type lectin domain family 3, member A. Lineage: Eukaryota; Metazoa; Chordata; Actinopteri; Siluriformes; Trichomycteridae. The transcript is spliced from 3 exons. Gene Ontology annotation, molecular function: signaling receptor activity. The record is from RefSeq and is a predicted model, not a curated record. The coding region runs from base 1 to 582 and encodes 193 amino acids.